Molecule: messenger RNA, 1748 nt
Organism: Psammomys obesus (fat sand rat)
Lineage: Eukaryota; Metazoa; Chordata; Mammalia; Rodentia; Muridae
Product: cytochrome P450 2A3
Exons: 9
Coding region: 35-1519 (494 amino acids)
Biological process (GO): xenobiotic metabolic process; coumarin metabolic process
Cellular component (GO): intracellular membrane-bounded organelle; cytoplasm
Molecular function (GO): oxidoreductase activity, acting on paired donors, with incorporation or reduction of molecular oxygen, reduced flavin or flavoprotein as one donor, and incorporation of one atom of oxygen; heme binding; iron ion binding
Source: RefSeq, a predicted model, not a curated record
CCACCACUGCCUGUCUGUCGCCCUCAUUGCAACCAUGCUUGCCUCUGGACUGCUCCUGGUGACUGUGGUGGCCUUCCUCAGCAUCAUGGUCUUGAUGUCUGUCUGGAAGCAGCGGAAGCUGGCAGGGAAGCUGCCUCCGGGACCCACACCACUGCCCUUCAUUGGAAACUUCCUUCAGCUGAACCUGGAGCAGAUGUACGACUCCCUCAUGAAGAUCAGUGAACGCUAUGGUCCUGUGUUCACCAUCCACCUGGGGCCUCGCAGAAUCGUGGUGCUCUGUGGGCAGGAGGCAGUCAAGGAGGCUCUGGUGGACCAAGCUGAGGAAUUCAGUGGGCGGGGCGAGCAGGCCACCUUUGACUGGCUCUUCAAAGGCUAUGGAGUAGUCUUCAGCAAUGGGGAGCGAGCCAAGCAGCUGAGACGCUUCUCCAUUACUAUCCUGCGGGACUUUGGUGUGGGCAAGCGUGGCAUUGAGGAGCGCAUCCAAGAGGAGGCGGGCUUUCUCCUCGAGGCAUUCCAGAAGACAAAGGGUGCUACCAUUGACCCCACCUUCUAUCUGAGCCGAACAGUCUCCAAUGUCAUUAGCUCCAUUGUCUUUGGGGACCGAUUCGACUAUGAGGACAAAGAGUUUUUGUCACUGCUGCGGAUGAUGCUGGGAAGCUUCCAGUUCACGGCCACAUCCAUGGGGCAGCUCUAUGAGAUGUUUUCUUCUGUGAUGAAGUACCUGCCGGGGCCACAGCAGCAGGCCUUUAAGGAGCUGCAGGGGCUAGAGGACUUCAUAACCAAGAAGGUGGAGCAGAACCAGCGUACCCUGGAUCCCAAUUCCCCCCGGAAUUUCAUCGACUCCUUCCUCAUCCGCAUGCUAGAGGAGAAGAAGAACCCCAAUACAGAGUUCCACAUGAAAAACUUGGUAAUGACCACACUGAACAUCUUCUUCGCGGGCACAGAGACAGUCAGCACCACCCUGCGCUAUGGCUUUCUGUUGCUCAUGAAGCACCCGGAUGUUGAGGCCAAGGUCCAUGAGGAGAUUGACCGAGUGAUUGGCAGGAACAGGCAGCCCAAGUAUGAAGACCGCCUGAAGAUGCCCUACACUGAGGCUGUGAUCCAUGAGAUCCAGAGAUUCGGAGACAUGAUCCCCAUGGGUGUGGCUCGCAGGGUCACAAAGGACACCAAGUUUCGGGAUUUCCUCCUCCCUAAGGGAACUGAAGUGUUUCCCAUGCUGGGCUCUGUGCUGAAAGACCCCAAGUUUUUCUUCAAUCCCAGAGAGUUCAACCCAAAUCACUUCCUGGAUGACAAGGGGCAGUUUAAGAAGAGUGAUGCAUUUGUGCCCUUUUCCAUUGGAAAACGGUACUGUUUUGGAGAAGGACUGGCUAGAAUGGAGCUCUUUCUCUUCCUUACCAACAUCAUGCAGAACUUCUGCUUCAGAUCCCCACAGGCGCCCCAGGACAUUGAUGUGUCUCCUAGACUUGUGGGGUUUGCUACCAUCCCACCAAACUACACAAUGAGUUUCUUGCCCCGCUGAACCAGGGAUGGAUGAGGGUAAAGAGAAGGAUUGAGACUAGGUUAGUUGGGGUGGGGUGGGGGUGAAGGGGCCAGAUGAACUGGAAAGACAGAGGACAAAGAAUAGACUUACUGAAAAUAGACUGCCUUGCUGAAGGUAGAUAUUUCACAGGUAAAGCAAGAGGAGGUGGAAAAUCAUACUAUGUUGGGAAUAAUAAUAAUAAUAAAAUCAGGGUUUAUUUUUGGAAUAA